AUGGCCGGCAGUCCGCGGGAACAAUGGGAGAGGCUGCAGGUUAUUCUGCAGAACCGCACUAGGGGCGGUGGCGGCGGUGGGUUCAAAUUCGGAGGAGGCUCGCCUUUUGGAGGCCCAACUGUGGCACUUGCUGUGUUGCUGGCUGGAGGAUACGCUCUGUCAACCGCUCUAUUCAACGUUGACGGUGGUCACCGAGCAAUCAAGUAUUCGAGGUUAUCCGGAGUGAAGAAAGACAUCUACAGUGAAGGAACACAUCUUCGCUUACCCUGGAUCGAAACUCCGAUCAUUUACGAUGUCCGCGCAAAGCCAAGAAAUGUCGCGUCCUUGACCGGAACGAAGGACUUGCAAAUGGUUAAUAUAACAUGCCGUGUCUUGUCCCGACCACGAGUUGAGGCCCUUCCUCAAAUUUAUCGAACACUUGGCAAGGAUUUCGAUGAAAGAGUCUUGCCUUCUAUCGUCAACGAAGUGUUGAAGAGUGUUGUUGCUCAGUUCAAUGCCAGUCAGCUGAUUACGCAGCGUGAGAAUGUCGCUCGUCUCGUUCGUGACAACCUGGCUAGGCGUGCAGCUCGCUUUAACAUCACGUUGGAUGAUGUGUCCUUGACUCACCUUGCAUUUUCGCCUGAAUUUACCGCCGCCGUUGAAGCCAAACAAGUCGCCCAGCAAGACGCUCAAAGAGCUGCUUUCGUGGUUGACAAGGCCCGUCAAGAAAAGCAAGCCACAGUUGUCCGAGCCCAGGGUGAAGCCCGCUCUGCCGAACUCAUUGGUGACGCCAUCAAAAAGAGCAAGAGCUACGUCGAGCUGCGUCGUAUCGAGAACGCCCGGAACAUUGCUCAACUUAUUCAAGAGUCUGGAAAGAACAAACUUUACCUUGACACUCAAGGCCUAGGCCUGAAUCUCAAUGCCAACGCUGAAAACGACAAGUAA
Talaromyces proteolyticus is the source of this 924-nucleotide messenger RNA. RefSeq names its product putative prohibitin. Bases 1 to 924 code for a protein of 307 amino acids. Gene Ontology annotation, cellular component: membrane; mitochondrion. Lineage: Eukaryota; Fungi; Ascomycota; Eurotiomycetes; Eurotiales; Trichocomaceae. The transcript is spliced from 4 exons. Gene Ontology annotation, biological process: mitochondrion organization. The record is from RefSeq and is a predicted model, not a curated record.